Molecule: messenger RNA, 3890 nt
Organism: Mugil cephalus (flathead mullet)
Lineage: Eukaryota; Metazoa; Chordata; Actinopteri; Mugiliformes; Mugilidae
Gene: dcp1b
Product: decapping mRNA 1B
Exons: 11
Coding region: 262-2412 (716 amino acids)
Biological process (GO): deadenylation-dependent decapping of nuclear-transcribed mRNA; deadenylation-independent decapping of nuclear-transcribed mRNA; positive regulation of catalytic activity
Cellular component (GO): P-body
Molecular function (GO): mRNA binding; enzyme activator activity
Source: RefSeq, a predicted model, not a curated record
CUACUCAUGUCUAAGUUGUUUACAAUCUCUCCUGCUAAACAUGGCCGCUCUCAAACUCUCCGACUGCAGUUAGAGCUCUUUAACUCUCCGUUUUCUUUUUUCAGUCUUACAAGUGUUAAUUGUCAUAACGGACCACGGUACACAUAACGGUUUAGCGCUUUGUUUCUCCUUUUUGUUGCUUUGUUUUUGUUUUUAUCCCUUCUUCCUCUGAGUCGUUAGCCGCUGAAGCUAGUUGGCGAGCUAACUUCUCCGUAGGGAACAAUGACAGCGACUUCGUCAGGUAGCACUAGCUGCCUUACCGCUAAAGGACUGGAUAUAAGUCUGGCAGCUUUGCAGCGACAAGACCCGUACAUCAAUAACAUCGUGGACGUGGCCAGUCAAGUCGCCCUGUACACGUACAACAACAGGGCAAAUGAGUGGGAGAAGACAGAAGUGGAAGGCACUCUUUUUAUCUACACAAGGCUGGCAUCUCCCAGGCAUGGGUUCACCAUCAUGAACCGACUCAGCAUGGAGAAUCUGACAGAGCCAAUCACCAAAGACUUGGAUUUCCAGCUCCAGGACCCCUUCCUGCUUUACCGCAAUGCACGAUUGGUUAUCCAUGGCAUUUGGUUCUAUGAUAAGGAGGACUGUAAACGCAUCGCCCAGCGGAUGAAGAUUCUGACCCAGCAGGAGCAGGUCCUGGCUCAGUCCCAGGGUGGUUGGCUGUCCCCAGGAGGAGGACUAGGAGGGGGAGGAGGAGGGGGAGGAAUAGUAUUUGCUGGUGCAGGAGACGGAGGAGGAGGAGGAAGUGGAGCAAAGGGAGUGGACAUCAUCCAGAUGUUAACCAAAGCACGCACAGAGUAUGACAAGUCUACCUCGGAGCCGAAGGAGAUUGGUGGCAGCAGUGUCCUGUCCGGAAACCCCAACCUGAUCAAACCAAUACCCGUCAAACCGAACACUCAGGACAGCGAAGGUGCUGAACCCAAGCCUCUCUCCUUGGCCACUCUGUUCGGCUCUCAACAUCAGCAUCAUCACUCACCUAAAUCUCACCCCGUUGCUCCUGUGGCUGCACUUACGACUGUGCCACCAGCAGGAAUGGCAUCCCGCCCACCUGUGGCUCGAACACUGACCUACGAUGACACGCUGAACUCUGGCAGGAGUGGCACCUCCAACGGAGGGGGCGCCGCUCAUACUGUGAGCUCAGAUGGAGGUAUCAGGGUAGGUGGGGAAGACGGUGGAAAUGUUAUAGCGGCCUUGCUGCCCAGUCCCAGUGCUGCUGCUCCUCCUCAUCAUCAUCAUCAGCAGCAGCAGCAGCAGCAGCAGCAGCAGCCCUGCCCGGCCAUUCAGAAGCUCAUGCAGGGACAGAGAGCUGCAGGUGGUGUUCUUCAGACCCUGUCCGAGUCACCAGAGAACCGUCUGUGUGACAACGGUAUGCCGCUGGAACAUCUCCACCACCACCACCAUCUUAUCCACCACCACCUUCAGCAGCAGCAUCAGCAGCAGCAGCAGCAUCUCCACCACCAUCACCAGCCACAGUUUCAACCCGACCCAAUCCAGAGACUUUUCCAAACCCAGGCACCUUUUCCACCCUCUACCUCCUUCUCCUCCGUGUGUUGCUCCAACCCUUCUCCUCUGCAGCAGAACCCUCAUCUCUCCUCUCAGCCUAUAAUGGUGGAUUCCCUGACCCACCUUCAAACACAACCAAGCCAGCAGCUGUUCUUCAGCCUCACGAAGUCUCAACCGGACGUGCAGCACAAUAGCCAGACGGCUUCUCUUGUGCAGGGAGCCGGUUUGUUGCCAUCUCAGGUGACCUCGGACAAAAUCAUUCAACCUUCACAAGGUCUGUCUUCCCAGAUGCCCGGUGUGGUGUCACCUCAUGAGCUCCUCCAAAGGCUCCAGUUGGUCCAGCAGGAGCAGCAGAGCCUUGCGUCUCACGAGCAGCAUCGGCACGGUCCAGGACUGGCCCCUCGAUUCCUGGCCCCCGCCGAAAAUCAAGGCGUGGGCUCAGCUUUAGGCUCGGUUCCAAGCCCAACGGCAGCCACGGCAGGUCAAAAAGCAGCGCUGCAAUUUCAGGUAAUUUCCCCCCAGCGGAUACCGGCCACUGUGGCCCCCACUCUCCUACUUUCUCCCAGUGUGUUCGCACAGACAAAGUCUAGUGGUGGACUGUCAGCGUCCGCACAGGAGAGCAGCCCUUCCCCAUCAACCCUGCCCAGACCCCUACAGCAGGAGGAGAUCCGAGUUCUUUCCAGAAGCCAACUUCAAGCCACGCUACUGCAUCUGAUCAAGACCGAUGGCUCAUUCCUGGACUCCAUCUACGACGCCUACGUCAGCCGCUUUGCUAACGACUCCGGCAGCAAGUACUGUUGCUCCUCACACCCUCCGUCUGUACGCACACCCUGUCCAGAGGCCAAUUCUUACACCAAGUAUGGAUGAAUCGCACUCGCUGUGUGUCAACUGACUCUAUUCACUUCAUGAUGCAAAAAAAAAAAAUAAUUAAAACUGUAUUUUUACAUAUCACAACAGAAGCUUCUCAUCUUGUGACUCUUCAUAAAAAAAACAAGUCAAUUUGAAUAUAUUUUUGUGUACAUUCUUGUCCUCCCCUGUAGUGGUGAAGAUGGACCGGUAGCAUAUACUUAAAUCAUUCUCAGCCACAAAAGACAGUUUUUCCCAAGAUGUUUAAAAUUUCUAAUGGUAAUCUGCACUAUUUUGCUCAUUAAAUGUAGCAAUAUAUAUGUUUUUUUUGUUUUCAUCAUAAAUACUUUCCUUGCUCCACCAUCCAGCACUGUUCAGCCUACUGGCCUUUAACAGACAAGUCUUCCUGGUCUUUACACACAUGUAAAGCAUGUUUUACACGUUUACUGUACAUUUGGGCAAAGUGUUUAAACAUUGUCAGAAUUUUUAUUAUUAUUUUAAAAAGAACGAUGAGCGAGUAUAUUUUACUAUCCGACGGCUUUUAAACUUCCUAUAAAAACUGUCAUGUGGAUUUGUGUUUUUUUUUCUUUUAAGUCUCUUGACCCGACUCGUGUUUGUCAACUAAAUGUCUAAAUGGGUUUGUCGAUGACUUUGUAACUAGUGCUAGAAUUUUAUUAAAAAGAAAAAAAAAAAAACAACUACAUAAUGACAGCUCAAAUAUGCAGGGAAACUGUUAACGUGCUCUACCUCACAGAAAGCUAGUUUGAAGGUGUACCUGAUUUUACCAUUUCAAGGGUUAGAUAAUUUAAUGUUUCAGUCUAUUUGAGGGGAUUUGAUUGUUGUAAAACACAAUGAUUUAAAACUCAAUGAUUUUGCCUUCACACCAGAGCUUCUUAACAGAAGAGCGCACAAAAAAAAAAAUCCAUAGAGUAAAAUAAAACAGAUCGAACACUUUGUUAUUGAGCAAAAACUCCAGUGAUUGAAAAUGUGAUUUAGAAAAAUAAAUACAUAAAACAAAGCACCUCAGUUUGAAGUUCUCAGGCCUGUUCAAAGCUUCAGUGGAAGUGAUGUAGACAAAUAAAAAGCAUUUACAGAAUACUGUUCAACUAUGUGUCAGACGUAAUCUCUUACCCGGUAUAGUGCAGAAGAAAACGUUGAUUUUUUUUUAUCACGGUUAAGGAUUUGAACUUGUCUUAUGUGCUGACCUCAUAUGCCAGACGGCCUAUACAGUAGCUACCAGAAAAAAUAAAAAGCAAAUACAUAUGAUUUCCUUUCUUUUCUUUUUUUUCCACAAAUAACCAGCACGUGACUGUUGAAGUUACAGCCAAAAUAUUAAGACAUUUUCGACAUUUUAUUUGCUGUUUGAAUUCAAAAGAUGUCAUCCAUUUUCUGCAGAAACAUUAAAAAUGCUAAAAAAAAUGUUUUAUUUUCCUUCUGUUUGUUUUGCUGAUAUAUAAACCGGAGUCUAUUUUAAUUGGUUAUUAAAUGUUUUAAAACUA